Molecule: messenger RNA, 525 nt
Organism: Linum tenue
Lineage: Eukaryota; Viridiplantae; Streptophyta; Magnoliopsida; Malpighiales; Linaceae
Source: the annotation of a GenBank genome assembly
AUGGACACAGGAAUCGACCACUACAAGGUCUUGGGGCUGCCGUCAGGGGAGGAAGGGUUCAAGCUCUCGCAGAAGGACAUCGCCAGAGGAUUCAAACUCAGGGCGCUGAAAUUGCAUCCCGACAAGAGGCCCGACGAUCCGAACGCGAAGCAGAAGUUUCAGAAGCUGAGCGAUUCGUACGAAGUUCUCAAGGACGAAAGUCUUCGCAGGAGGUUCGACGAUCUCGUCCGGAUCAAGAUUGCGAACCGGCGGGAAGCGGCGCGCCGGCGGCGCGCUCGAAAUAUGGCGGCGGCCUCUGACGCGAAGAAGAAUGGCGGCGCUCCUCCUCCUCCGGCAGGUUCCCAGGAAGGAGUGGGGAAAAAGAGGAAAAAAGCAGCAGGAGGAGAAGAGGGAGCUAGUAAUAGUAUCAGUAGCUUGUUGGAGGAAGCGUACAAGGUUGUUCUGAGAGAUAGUAGCAACUGCCCCUGUUGUGCUGACAGAAGGAGACGAGCUGAAGAACAGAGAGAGUGGGAUUUCGUAUACUAG